AUGGGAUGCAGCCAGGUCCGUGGGCGCCAGUCGGCAGGGAAUGAACUUGAUAUUGAGCGGACUGGUCCCUAUGGCUACCGCUACAACGGUGAUUGCAGUGGCUUCCUGGCUUAUGGCUCAAGGGAUCUGGAAUCUCAUGACCGGCUGGCUAUGUUCGCUCUCCAAUCUCGGAGACGCCAGGACUUUCGCCGUGUUACCGGGGCCCUCCGAUCUGAGAAAUCUAGCGUCGAACAAAUCUCGUCUUUGGACGCUUUCCCAUACAAUCAUAUGACGGGAGCUCUGCCAUUCACCAUGCUUGGGGAACACCCCAGCGCUCGUCGUAUGACCAUCAAAACAUUCCCGCUACCUGAAUUGCUGGCGGAGGGAUAUCGGGAGCCUGCAAAUGGGCACUAUAAGGGGUGGGCACCGACAUUGGAUGACUCGGGUAACACUGCCUACGGAAAUAAUAAGCCCGCCUGGGCGCGAGGCCCUCUUCCUGCUGCGUUUGAGAGAUGGAUUGUGAAUCCCGAUUCAAACACGACCGAAAUUAUCUUGGAGACUUCGAACUCGACCGUUCAAGAUGUGUCCAAGAGAGGCACAAAAGAAUCACAUUCUAAAAGCCAGAACAAGACAGCUGAACCGCGACACUACUUCUAUAACCCCGUUCAGGAUCCCAUGAGGAUAAGCAACCUUGACCUGGAACCCCUUGGUCCUCUGCAGGAGGCCCUGAAGGACCAUGCCAUCCCGAUCAACCACAUUGUCUUUGUGUUCUUGGAAAGCGCUAGAAAGGACCUGUUUCCCCUCAAAAACGAUUCUCGCUUGUACAACCAAAUCCGUGAAGCAAAUGAUAUAUACGAUGAGGAGGAUGAAGCCGAUCUACACGACAAGCUGUCUCAGCUAACCCCCGUGGCAGAGAUGCUUACAGGGGAACAAUCUGGCUUUGGUAACUCGAUUAACUCAACGGAUGCCGGACUAGGUGGUCUCAGCUUCGACGGGAUAUUGUCGGGGAGCUCUCUCUCUGCGAAAUCGCGUCUUGUCAACUACUGUGGUCUUGGACCGCUUCCGGUGGAUUUUAUGCAUGAAAAUGAUAUUAUUCCGUACCAGCCGUGUCUGAUGCAUAUCAUGGAUCUAUUCAACCAGCGCAAGAACUCUUCUGCCCCUGCAAAUUCUUCUGGCUCUGGUAAUUCCACCGACUCUGGGAAUUCCACCAACAGUCACCUAGAACGGGAAUGGCAAACCAUCUAUGCGCAGUCUGUCACUGGGGACUUCCAGGGACAGACUCGGCUUAUGGAUCUACUCGGUUUCAAUCAGACGUUGUACUCGGAAGACAUCGAUGUGGAGGACGCGAAAUAUUUCCACGAGGAAAUGGAAAAAGUCAACUAUUUCGGUUAUGCCGAAACUGAGGCCCGCCCCUACAUCAAAGACAUGAUUGACGAAACGCUUCGCCAAAACAAGAGACUCUUCCUUUCACAUUUCACCAGCACCACUCACCAUCCUUGGGGUACACCCCAAGGCUGGCACCGAGAAAAAUAUUUCGGUAGUGUCCACAGAUCACAGCACGAACUCCUGGACGACUUCCUCAACGCCAACCGCUUCGUCGACACAUGGCUCGGCGACCUAAUGGACAUGCUCGGAGAAGCUGGCAUCGCCAACGAGACCUUGACAGUUUUCGUGGGAGACCACGGCCAAGCAUUUAAAGAAGACUGCCCCGUCACAGGAACCUACCACAACCCACACAUCACCAACUUCCGCGUGCCCCUAGUAUUCCACCACCCCUUAUUACCCCGCAUGCACCUUAAUGUCAACGGCAGCACCGUAUCCAUCCUCCCGACAAUCCUCGAUCUCCUCGUAAACACCAACUCCCUCAACGCAGACGACACCGAGAUUGCCCUGGAUCUAAUGAACGAAUACGAGGGCCAGUCCCUCAUCCGACCGUACCGCACCUCGCACAACGGCCGCGAAGCCUGGAACAUGGGCGUUAUUAAUGCCGGUGGCUCGAUGCUGAGCGUUGGCUCCGCUGCUGUGCCCUGGCGUCUCAACCUACCAUUGAACAAUGACUUCGAGUACCGGUUCACGGACUUGAGUACUGACCCGUACGAGCUUGAGCCUGUCACUGGCUGGACUAUGUCGGCGCUUGCUGCGGAGGUUCAUUCCAAGCAUGGGCCUGAGGCGUUUGAUUGGGUUCAGAAGGCUGAGAAGGUUGGGCUUUGGUGGGUUGCCGAGCGGAAGAAACUUUGGAAUUACAGUGACCCUGAUGAGUGA
Penicillium expansum is the source of this 2241-nucleotide messenger RNA. Its product is annotated as Alkaline phosphatase-like, alpha/beta/alpha. The record is from RefSeq and is a predicted model, not a curated record. Bases 1 to 2241 code for a protein of 746 amino acids. NCBI's taxonomy places the organism in Eukaryota, Fungi, Ascomycota, Eurotiomycetes, Eurotiales, Aspergillaceae. The transcript is spliced from 4 exons.